Gigantopelta aegis is the source of this 4797-nucleotide messenger RNA. RefSeq names its product fibrillin-3-like. The record is from RefSeq and is a predicted model, not a curated record. NCBI's taxonomy places the organism in Eukaryota, Metazoa, Mollusca, Gastropoda, Neomphalida, Peltospiridae. Gene Ontology annotation, molecular function: calcium ion binding. The transcript is spliced from 26 exons. The coding region runs from base 309 to 3464 and encodes 1051 amino acids.
GAAAGUUUUCACCCAACUAUUUUAUAAUGUACUGGAUGAAGAAUGUCACAGAUAGUAAAUUGCUUACCCGAACAUUGUUAUUCCCGCCGGGAGGGUGUGUUACGUCCAAGGGCAGGAUUCAGUGAAAACUCUCUUUUUUACCUGUAGUUUUUAUCUGUGUUUUUUUACCCGUACUUUUUACCUGUGUGUUUUGGUUUUACUUGUGUACACCACGGAUUGACACAUUGCGAGUGAGAGGGAAUAGACUAAAUCUUCACCUCGUUGUUUGCAACAUAUUUGAGGAAAUCGCAUCUUACCUAGAUCUCAUCAUGUAUGUUGUUCGAUUUCUAGUCAUUUGGAUAAACGCAGUGAAUGUGGCUGAGACGCUGUGUCCAAAUGAUGGUAACCCAGUUGUGAAACUGUGUGAGUUCAACUACUAUUUCGGCAAAGACGUCUACCUCGAUGGACAGAUCAUGCAGAGUUACGCUCGAGACUGCACAUGCACCAUUAGCCCCACCAUGAACCAGUCUAUGAGCUACGUGUCGACAUAUUCCGUAACAGGAAGUGCGCAAUGCGACAAUGCCACAUUCAGCAUCAGUACAGGCAUGCCGUCAUUCGCGACCUGGAACUGCUCCAGUGGCGGUUUUAAUCAAACCAACGUUGCCGUCAGUACAACCGCACCAUGGAAAGUGAGACUGACAAAAACAACUUCCGGUUUAAAACUAACAGAAGAUAUUGACACCAGUUAUUGUAUGAAAUUUGUUGCAACCACUGCAAAAUUCACCGUGAGCUGUGUGUCGGGGACGAAUACCACUGUGGAUGUAGACGAAUGUGAACAGGACACAGACAACUGUGACGUCAACGCUUUGUGCACCAACACAUUUGGAUCCUUUACCUGUACCUGCAAUAAUGGGUUCUCUGGAAAUGGUACCACCUGUAAAGAUAUUGACGAAUGUGCUUCUGGUGAACAUAUAUGCUCACCACACGCCGACUGUGUGAACUUUCCUGGUGGAUACAGUUGCAAAUGUCAAACUGGAUUUUCUGGAAAUGGGUACCUGUGUAAAGAUGACAAUGCAUGUUCUAUUGGCACUCAUAUAUGCCCAAACGAUACAGCGGACUGUGUCAACUUACCCGGUUCAUACACUUGCAAAUGUCGAGAUGGAUAUAACGGGACUGGAUAUAUUUGCGAAGAUGUUGAUGAAUGUACGUUCGGUGACAAUCACUGCUCCAAAGAUGCAGACUGUGUGAACCUGCCAGGUUCAUAUUCUUGUAAAUGCCGAGAUGGCUACAGCGGGACUGGUUAUCUUUGUCAAGAUAUCGACGAAUGUGCUUCUAGUUCUAAUCGAUGCUCUACCACCUACGACUGUAUCAACUUGCCUGGGUCAUACACUUGUAAAUGUCCAACUGGAUAUAACAGAACUGGACAAUCUUGUGAUGAUAUCAACGAAUGUACUUCUGGUGUGGAUGAAUGUUCAGCAGACGCAGACUGUAUCAAUAUUCCUGGAUCAUACACCUGCAGAUGUCGAAGUGGAUAUGCUGGGACUGGGGUAAUUUGCCAAGAUGUCAACGAGUGUUCUACUGGCACUGCUGUAUGCUCCAAAGAUGCAGAAUGCAUCAACAUGCCUGGUGGAUACACUUGCAAAUGCCGAGGUGGAUAUAAUGGGACUGGAUAUCUUUGUGAAGAUAUCGACGAAUGUACAUCCGGUGACAAUCACUGCUCCAAAUAUGCAGACUGUUUGAACCUGCCAGGUGAAUACUCUUGUAAAUGUCGAGAUGGAUAUAACGGGACUGGAUAUAUUUGUCAAGAUAUCGACGAGUGUGCUUCUGGCUCUGCUCUAUGCUCUAUUACCUCCGACUGUAUCAACAUGCCUGGUACAUACUCGUGCAUAUGUCGAAAUGGAUACAACGGGACUGGGUAUAAAUGCCAAGAUAUCGACGAGUGUUUGACUGCUACACACCGGUGUGACGCUCACGCUAACUGUACAAACUCAGCCGGGUCAUACAGCUGUUCUUGUCAAUCGGGCUACACGGGAGAUGGUUUUAAAUGUACUUUCACGGAUGUAAGCAAUUGUGUCCUAGGAAAUAACACCUGUCACUGGAGAGCUGACUGCCUCAACGACACAGGUUAUUACAGGUGUCAGUGUAAAGAGGGAUUCUCGGGCGAUGGCUUCACCUGUUUUGAUGUCAACGAAUGUAUUGAAGGUAUUCACGUGUGUCCAAAUGAGGCGCAAUGCCUUAACCAACCUGGUAGAUACACCUGCAAAUGUCUAAAUGGAUAUUCGGGAAAUGGCUACUCUUGUAAAGAUGCUGACGAGUGCCUUUUGAAAACCCACAAAUGCCACUACAGCGCCAACUGUACCAACACGUAUGGGUCGUAUGAGUGUACAUGCAAACGAGGAUUCACUGGCAAUGGAUUCAUCUGUAAACCGGAUAACGAGUGCACGGCACAGACACACUUGUGUGAUUUUAAUGCAGACUGUGUGAACUUCGUGGUUGGUUACAACUGCAUCUGUCAUCCGGGAUACACUGGCAAUGGAAGAAACUGUACUGACAUUAACGAGUGUUUGUCAAGGGUGUGUGAUGUUAACGCUGUCUGUAACAACACGGGGGGAUCCUAUAGCUGUUCCUGCAAGUCUGGAUUCACGGGAGAUGGAUACUCGUGUAAAGAUAUCGACGAGUGUUCCAGUGGGACGACGUCUUGUCCGCUACGAUCACAAUGUGUUAAUACCGGAGGGUCGUACAAGUGCAUGUGCCUCGAUGAAACCGAGCCAGACCCGGCUACUGGCUGCAAAGAUUUCGAUAUAUGCAAGAGUAAAUUUCACAAAUGUAGUAAGAGGGCGACUUGUAUGAAGACAGAUGCGUCCUACAAAUGUGAAUGCAACAAUGGAUAUACAGGAGAUGGAAUCACUUGUAGAGAUGUUAAUGAAUGCAAAGAUGGAAGUCACGGGUGUCACGCAAACGCGACCUGCAGUAAUCGACUGGGAACACACGUCUGUCUCUGUAAUCAAGGAUUUGAAGGAAAUGGACGUGAUUGUACCGAUAUCGACGAAUGUGAUGCAGCCAUUCAGAGAUGCCCAGCAUCUUCCUCGUGUACAAAUUCCAUUGGUUCCUUCAACUGUAGCUGUAACUCCGGAUACACCUAUGCUGGAUCUGAAUGUAAAGAUAUUGACGAGUGUUCAGCCGCGAUUCGCAUCUGCCACCGUGACGCUGAAUGCCUCAACACUAAUGGUUCCUACAGCUGUAGUUGUCGUGCUGGCUUCACGGGCUCUGGAGUUACCUGCAAAGCUCAACCAUCGGCUAGCGGCAGGGCAUCUGUGAUUGCACCGGAAAUGGCUGGACUGAUUGGAGGGAUUAUAGGUGGCGUUUUCCUAAUUGUCAUUGUCGUUGGUGUUAUCUUCUACUGUGCACAAAAAGAUGUAAAACAACAAAAAAGAAGAAAACAAAAAGAAGACCUUUUGGAUAGCUACAAUGAUGUGCAACAUUAAGUGUAAUAAUCGUUCUGUAAAUCAUAAUACAUACCAUUCAAAACCCGGCGAAUAUUAACGGGUAAUGCUGAACGCAUUUGACUGUGGCGGUUUGUGGAUGAGAUGAUUAAAAAGUGGUAAAAUGUUUCAAAGUAUAUCCGGUAAGUGUACUCUGGUGAAAUCGUGUGUAUUUGUUAACACACAAACAUUUAAAUAUUAUGCGAAAACGGAAUAAGAAACGAAAUGGGCUGUCUAUUUAUUUAUUAUUUAUCAUAAUCACUUAGAAUAAUAUUUUAUUGAAAUCAAUAUAAUAUAGACGAAUAUGCAGACGAUAUACAGCCUUAUCAAGCAUUGUACAUAAAACUAAUAUUUGUUGUUUGUACUUAUAACAGACGAUACCGAUUCACUUCAGCAUAAUACUUAUAUAAUAAAUCACUUGUAUUCCUAGUGGUCUAAUUUUCAUAUCAUUCGUGGACAAUUGCAGUCAACGAAUUUAAAAACUCAGAGGAACUAUAACACAUGUAGGCUAUGCAUAUGAUAAACAUUUAUUACAUUACCUUUUCAAUUCACGAAGUUAAGAACCCAACGGGAUUUGUUUGGUAACAAAACCAUGCAAAUUUAAACCUGCGAAAAUAAAGAAUUUCACAUAAUUAAGUUACAUCGAUAGAAGAGUAUUAUAAAUACGCCCAAUAAUAAGAUUAUGAGAGUUUUCUGAAGGGAAAUGUUUAUUUUUAAAAUGCCACUAUUUGUAUUGUGUUGUGAAAUUACUGGUGAUGGUUGACAGCUUUAUGUAUUCAGGGUUUCAAACUGAACUGCAAAUAGAUUCUCUACAGCAAAGACAUUUUUGAUGAAACAGCCCACAUGCGAUUUUUUAAUGUGUUUUAAUAUAUAAUUAUUCAUAUAUUCGUAUGUUGUUAUCAUAAAUUGUCUACUAUUUCAUUGUCAUUUUUUUUAGUUAGGUUUCUAAACUCAUAUGGCUUGUUUGUUGUUUUAUUUCUAUGCUAUACAUGAAUGUUAGAAGCUAUGUUCCCAGGAAGAUACAUUAAAAAAGGAGAACAUAUGCCUGAGCAGUUGGGGGGGGGGGGGGGGGGGGGGGUUCGACCCCAGAAUGCCACACGAGCCUGUUUAGUCGGAGAUGGCCAAAGUAUCUGUAUAAUAGUUGAAAAGGCCAUGUUGCCAUAGUCUAUUGAUAUUUGUCUGAUGUGUAAUUCAAUAGUGUGUCGUAGGUAAUAACUGUACCAUGUGGCGUACCGGUAAUACUCUAGUUAAUUAGUUAGUUGCAUAUGUAUUUCUUUUUUCUUUCUUUUUUAUAAUAUACAUUGAUUAUUUAACUAAUAAAAUAUAAUAAAGAAAA